Drosophila takahashii is the source of this 4005-nucleotide messenger RNA. It is a transcript of the gene alphaCOP, whose product is annotated as coatomer subunit alpha. Gene Ontology annotation, biological process: endoplasmic reticulum to Golgi vesicle-mediated transport; retrograde vesicle-mediated transport, Golgi to endoplasmic reticulum; intracellular protein transport. The record is from RefSeq and is a predicted model, not a curated record. NCBI's taxonomy places the organism in Eukaryota, Metazoa, Arthropoda, Insecta, Diptera, Drosophilidae. Gene Ontology annotation, cellular component: COPI vesicle coat. Gene Ontology annotation, molecular function: structural molecule activity; protein binding.
CUUUGCCAACGGCUGGCAACCCUGCCUAAGAAGAAGAAGAUAAUUGACGUGUCACAAUUUCAACGAUUGGCAAGUGCCCGAGGCAAACGAAAAAGGGCGCUUGAAGGAAAAGCCGACACCCCGAAGAGAAGGAACCCCCAAUUGAGACACCUACUCAGAGCGGAAAAAGAGCCAACAACAUGCUGACCAACUUCGAGUCCAAGUCGGCGCGGGUAAAGGGCCUCUCCUUCCACCCGAAACGCCCUUGGAUCCUGGUCAGCCUGCACAGCGGCGUCAUCCAGCUGUGGGACUACCGGAUGCACACGCUCCUCGAGAAGUUCGACGAGCACGAUGGUCCAGUUAGAGGCGUCGCCUUCCAUCCCCAGAUGCCCUUGUUCGUCUCCGGCGGCGAUGACUACAAGAUCAAGGUGUGGAACUACAAGCAGCGCCGCUGCAUCUUCACCCUGCUGGCCCAUUUGGACUAUGUGCGCACGGUGGCCUUCCACCACGAAUAUCCCUGGAUUCUCAGCGCCUCCGAUGAUCAGACCAUUCGCAUCUGGAACUGGCAGUCGCGCAACUGCAUCUGCGUUCUGACCGGACACAAUCACUACGUGAUGUGCGCCCAGUUUCAUCCCACGGAGGAUCAGAUAGUCUCCGCUUCUCUAGAUCAAACGGUUCGCGUGUGGGACAUCUCGGGGCUGCGCAAGAAGAACGUGGCUCCCGGACCCGGCGGCCUCGAUGAUCACCUGAAGGGUCAUCCCGGCGCCACGGAUCUCUUCGGCCAGGCGGAUGCCGUGGUCAAGCACGUGCUCGAGGGUCACGAUCGUGGCGUCAACUGGGCCAGCUUCCAUCCCACUCUGCCGCUGAUCGUCUCCGGUGCCGAUGAUCGCCUCGUGAAGCUGUGGCGCAUGAACGAGUACAAAGCCUGGGAGGUGGACACCUGCCGCGGUCACUACAACAACGUGUCCAGCGUGCUGUUCCACCCACGGCAGGAUUUGAUCCUCUCGAACGGCGAGGAUCGCAGCAUUCGCGUCUGGGACAUGACCAAGCGGCAGUGCCUCUUCACAUUCCGGCGGGACAACGAGCGCUUCUGGAUCCUCACGGCGCAUCCUACUUUGAAUCUGUUUGCAGCUGGCCACGAUGGAGGCAUGGUGGUCUUCAAACUGGAGCGCGAGCGUCCCGCCUACGCCGUUCAUGGCAACAUUCUCUACUAUGUCAAGGAGCGCUUCCUGCGCAAACUGGACUUUACCACCACCAAGGACACGGUGGUUAUGCAGCUGCGUCCGGGCAAGUCACCGGUUUACAGCAUGUCCUAUAACCCCGCUCUAAAUGCCGUUUUGAUCUGCACCCGCACCAACAACCUGGAGAACAGCACCUACGACCUGUGCCAGAUCCCCAAGGAUACCGAAAGUCAGAGCGAAUCGGACAGUAAGCGCAGCUCCGGAAUCACCGCCAUCUGGGUGGCCCGCAAUCGGUUUGCAGUGCUCGAUCGCAACCAGCAGCUGGUGAUCAAGAACUUCAAGAACGAGGUGACCAAGAAGCUGCCCACUUUCUGCGAGGAGAUCUUCUAUGCCGGCACGGGAAUGCUGCUCAUCAGGGAUCCUGAAUUUGUCACCCUGUACGAAGUGCAGCGAUUGGUUUCCGUGGGCAGCAUCAAGCUGGCCAAGUGCCGCUAUGUGGUGUGGUCUCCGGACAUGUCUUUGGUGGCCCUGCUCUGCAAACACUCGGUGACCAUUUGCGAUCGACGGCUGCAGUACUUGUGCACCGUGCAGGAGAACUGCCGCGUGAAAUCAGGAGCUUGGGAUGAAUCUGGGGUGUUUAUCUACACCACUAGUAAUCAUAUUAAGUACGCCAUUACCAACGGAGACCACGGCAUCAUCCGUACUUUGGAUCUGCCCAUCUAUCUCACCCGCGUCAAGGGCAACCAGGUGUUCUGCUUGGAUCGCGAGUGCCGCACUCGCGUGCUUCACAUCGAUCCCACCGAGUACAAGUUCAAGUUGGCCUUGAUUCAGCGGAAAUACGACGAGGUUUUGCACAUGGUGAGGAAUGCCCGUCUGGUGGGUCAGAGCAUCAUCGCCUAUCUGCAGCAGAAGGGCUAUCCCGAGGUGGCCCUGCACUUUGUCAAGGACGAGAAGACCCGUUUUGGAUUGGCUCUCGAGUGCGGAAACAUUGAAAUCGCUUUGGAGGCCGCCAAGGCACUGGAUGACAAGGAUUGCUGGGAUCGUCUGGGCCAGAGUGCCCUGCUCCAGGGCAACCACCAGGUGGUGGAGAUGUGCUACCAGCGCACCAAGAACUUUGACAAGCUCAGCUUCCUGUAUUUGAUCACCGGCAACCUGGAGAAGCUGAAGAAGAUGAACAAGAUCGCCGAGAUCCGCAAGGAUGUCUCCGCGCAGUACCAGGGUGCUCUGCUCCUCGGCGACGUCAAGGAGCGGGUGAAUAUCCUCAAGAACUGUGGGCAACUUUCGUUGGCUUAUCUCACAGCCGCCACCCAUGGAUUCGAGGACCUUACUGAAUCGCUGAGUGAGACAAUUACUUCGCAGGGCAACGCUUUGCCUGAGGUGAAUCCGAAUGCUCAGCUUUUGCAGCCACCCGUGCCCAUCCAGCAGCUGGAGACCAACUGGCCGCUGCUGUCCGUUUCCAAGGGCUUCUUCGAGGGCGCCAUGGUCACCAGGGCGGGAUCGAGUGCCACUGCCCGCCAGGCUUUGAAUAUCAACGCCGAUGCUGCGGUGCUGGACGAGCACAAUGGCGGGGGAGAUGGCUGGGGAGCUGAUGCGGAUCUGGGACUAGAUGAAGACGGCGACGAGGAGAUGCACGAUGCGCUGAGCAACGAUGGAGAUGGCGGAGCAGGCGGCGAGGAUGGCGCCGGCUGGGAUGUGGGCGACGAUGAUCUGGUGGUACCCGAGGAGCUGGCCUCCAAGAUCAAGGCCUCCGCGUUGGACAGCAACUACUAUGCGGCGCCCAACAAGGGAUUGUCGCCUGCCCAGCAAUGGGCGAAUAAUUCUCCAUUGGUUCUGGACCAUGUGAAGGCCGGAUCCUUCGAGACCGCCUUCCGUUUGCUAAACGACCAGCUGGGAGUGGUGAACUUCAAGCCCUUCAAGCAACUCUUCCUGCAGAAUUACGCUUGUUCUAGAACCAGUUAUACAGCUAAUCCGAAUCUGCAAUCGCUGAGUGGCUACCCAUUGCGCAACUUCUCCGAGACAAACAUCAAGCUACAAAGACCGGCGGUUGGAAUCAAGUUAAACGAUUUAGUGGCCCGCCUGCAGGCUGGUUACCAACUAACGACUUCCGGCAAAUUCUCCGAGGCGGUGGAAAAGUUCCAUUCCAUCUUGAUCAGCAUUCCGCUGCUGGUGGUGGACACCAAAGUGGAUACGGCGGAGGCCCAGCAGCUGCUGAGGAUCUGCGCCGAGUAUAUUGUGGGUCUCAAAAUGGAAACGGUGCGCAAGGGCAUGCCCAAGUCAACGCUGGAGGAGCAGAAGCGUCUGUGCGAGAUGGCCGCCUACUUUACGCACUGCAAGCUGCAGCCCGUGCAUCAGAUCCUCACCCUGCGCACCGCCCUCAAUAUGUUCUUCAAGCUGAAGAACUACAAGACGGCCGCCUCCUUUGCCCGCCGCCUCCUGGAGUUGGCCCCUCGGCCGGAUGUCGCCCAGCAGGUGCGAAAGAUCCUGCAGGCCUGCGAGGUGAACCCCGUGGACGAGCACCAGCUGCAGUACGAGGAGUUCAACCCGUUCACCAUCUGCGGCAUCAGCUGGAAGCCGCUGUACAGGGGCAAGCCGGAGGUCACCUGUCCCUUCUGCGGCUCCUCCUACGACCCACAGUUCAAGGGCAGCCUCUGCACCGUUUGCGAGGUCAGCCAGAUCGGCAAGGAUAGCAUUGGACUGCGCAUCUCCAAUCUGCAGUUCCGCUAGGACGGAUAAGCUUGCUUUUUAAUCUAUACGUUUCCUCCACGCCAAGCGAGACCCCUUAGUUUUACACGAUUCUUGCUUAUUAUUAUUCAGUAUCUGUAUAUUAUAAUGGUAUAAAAUCAAA